AUGGCCGGCCCCUCUGCAGGCGACGCGCGUCUCAUGGAGCCGCCGACGAAGCGACGCAGAGUCAACGAUGGCAUCACCGACUCGAGGCCGCACCCUGCCUCCCUCCCCGCUCCCCGUAAUCCCUCCUCAGCUUCGGCCUCGCCCUCCCCCGCCGCCCUCGGCCAGCAGCCUACCCCCAAGGGCAUCUCAAUUCGCCGGGGCCGCCCCGCCAGGAGCCCGCCUGUCGACGGCGACGGCGACGGCGACGACGAUGGGCGAUACCCUACAAGGACCCCUUCGAGUUCGCGCGGCUCGCGGUCGAGGUCUCGCUCCCCAUCGCGCUCGCCCUCUAGGAGCCGCUCAUACUCGCAGUCGCCAUCGCGGUCACGCUCCCCUUCUCGCUCGCGCUCACCCUCCCACUCCACCUCCAGAUCGCGCCGCCGCUCCUCCUCAUCAUCCUCGCGCCGCAGCUUCGACUCGCAAGACCCACACGCGCGGCGUCUCUCCCCCUCGGCCUCGCAGCCGCCCCCGCUGCUACCAUCACACAAGCUGCAGCCGCUCCGGCCCCGCUACCGUCGGCGGCUGACCCUGCGCGGGCACACGGCUGCCGUCAGCCAGGUGCGCAUCUCGCCCGACGGCCGGUGGAUCGCCUCGGCGUCGGCCGACGGCACCGUCAAGAUGUGGGAUGCCGCCACGGGCGCCCACCUCGACACCAUCGUGGGCCACAUGGCUGGCGUGUCGUGCCUGGCCUGGGCGCCCGACAGCGACACCCUGGCGACGGGGUCCGACGACAAGGCCAUCCGCCUGUGGGACCGCGUGACGGCGAACCCUGCCCACGCGUGCGGUGCAGGCGCUGGCGGCGCGGGCAGCGGCCGCAUCCCCCGCGUCAUGACCCACCACGCCGCCGCCGUCAAGACGGGCGCCGCCUGGUCCGCCGCUGCCUCGGCCACCGCAGCACCGGGCACCGGCACCCACCGCGGCGGCCGCUCUGGCAGGGGCUCCCUGCUCGGCCACCACAACUACGUCAUCUCGCUCGCCUUCUCGCCCAAGGGCAACAUGCUCGCCAGCGGCAGCUACGACGAGGCCGUCUUCUUGUGGGACGUGCGUGCCGGCCGCUUGAUGCGCAGCCUGCCCGCGCACAGCGACCCUGUCAGCGGCAUCGACUUUUGUCGAGACGGCACGCUGGUGGUCAGCUGUUCUACCGACGGUCUAAUCCGCAUAUGGGACACGUCGACGGGCCAGUGCCUGCGCACGCUGGUGCACGAAGACAACCCGGCCGUAACGAGCGUGUGCUUCGCGCCCAACGGCCGCUUCGUGCUGGCCUUUAGCCUCGACAGCAGCAUCCGUCUGUGGGACUACGUAUCGGGGUCCGUCAAGAAGACGUACCAGGGUCACCGCAAUAAGGGGUUUGCCGUCGGCGGGUGCUUUGGCGAGGUUGCAGAGCAGUCCGAGGAGUCGGGGAUGACGCAAGCGCGGAGGACGAGGACGCGCGCGUUUGUCGCGUCGGCUAGCGAGGACGGCGACAUUGUGCUGUGGGACGUCGGCUCUAAGGAGGUGGUGCAGCGCAUCGCCGGCGCCCACAAGGGCGUCUGCUUCUGGGUUGAUGUUACCAGCCGCGCCGGCGGCACCACCAUGGUGAGCGCCGGCCAAGACGGCACCGUCAACGUCUACAGCCACUCGCCCAAGGGCGGCCGCGGCAGUGAUGACGAUGUCGCGGGGAUGAUGGAGGAUGAUGGCGGCGGGGACGACGAUGCGGCUGCGGCCGCCGACCUGGAACUGCAGCGCCAGAUCGAAGUUGAUGCGCAGUCGCCUGUGCUGCAUGUCAAAGAGGAGCGGCUGUGA
Messenger RNA from Lasiosphaeria miniovina, 1821 nucleotides. Its product is annotated as WD40-repeat-containing domain protein. Gene Ontology annotation, cellular component: Set1C/COMPASS complex. The record is from RefSeq and is a predicted model, not a curated record. Gene Ontology annotation, molecular function: histone binding. The transcript is spliced from 2 exons. The coding region runs from base 1 to 1821 and encodes 606 amino acids. Lineage: Eukaryota; Fungi; Ascomycota; Sordariomycetes; Sordariales; Lasiosphaeriaceae.